AUGUGUCCGAGCCCUUUAGACGGCCCCGGUGGUGUACUCGCUCACGCAUCCUUUCCCAACGGAGAUAAGGAUUACGUCACGGAGGUGCAUGUAGAUAGAGCAGAAUCGUGGCAUAUUCAUAUUAGUAGAAAUCCUCUACUCACGCAAAAGCUGUUAUACGUAAUCGCGCAUGAAAUCGGCCACACAAUAGGUUUACAUUAUUGUAAACACAAGGAUUCGAUGAUGUUUGCGAUGGCGCCCAGCAAAACAAAAUUUCCCUUUACAUUGAGCUUAAAUGAUAUGCUUCAUAUUCGAUAUCUAUAUGGUGCUAAUUACUAUGGUUCUACAACUACAAUACCACCCAUCACCACCACUACAGCUGUUGUAAUAACAACAAAAACAACAACAACAAUAACAACAUCGAAAAACAUCAAUCACUGUCCGUGUGCCCUACGAGAUCUUGAUGUAAUAUUAAUCAUAUACAAUCGACUGUAUAUUGCAUAUGAAAAGUACAUAUGGCCGAUUAAUAUCAACGAAAAUACCUAUGAAAAACCGAUCGUAAUAUCAGAUUACAUGCAAUUUCUCCCUGACAAUUUCACACACUUAACAGCUGCAUAUCAGAAACCUACGGGCAACCUGAUGAUAUUUGCUGAUAAUAUCAUAUACGUGGUGUCAUUUCCUAGUUACGAAUUAAUCCAGAAACUUUCGUUCAACGAUUUCGGUCUUCCACUUACAGCCAGAAUCAAUACUGCAAUAAACACCAACAAAGGACAGAGUUUCGUUAUCUACAACGAUCACAUAGUCGGAGAAAUAGACAAUUCUACCGGCAAGUUCGACCUGCAGAUCGUAGAUGUUACUUAUCCGCGAGAUAAUUUGAUAAAACAAUUACGAGACCCGCUCGGUUGA
Molecule: messenger RNA, 885 nt
Organism: Dinoponera quadriceps
Lineage: Eukaryota; Metazoa; Arthropoda; Insecta; Hymenoptera; Formicidae
Product: stromelysin-3-like
Exons: 2
Coding region: 1-885 (294 amino acids)
Biological process (GO): proteolysis; collagen catabolic process; extracellular matrix organization
Cellular component (GO): extracellular matrix
Molecular function (GO): metalloendopeptidase activity; zinc ion binding
Source: RefSeq, a predicted model, not a curated record